Molecule: messenger RNA, 2543 nt
Organism: Medioppia subpectinata
Lineage: Eukaryota; Metazoa; Arthropoda; Arachnida; Sarcoptiformes; Oppiidae
Source: the annotation of a GenBank genome assembly
UUUAUUUUAUUAUUUUUACUGUUUUUAAAUGAAUCACAAAAUCUUUAACCAAUUUUUGCAUUUUAUUUAACAAAUGAUUUACUUUUAUAAUUGAAUUAACGAUUCAUUGAAUGCAAUAAUUACUCAUUUCUUCAUUUAUUGCAUAAAAUGUUUGGUUUUUAUCACAAAUUUUUGUCAUUUUUGUCGUAAAAUAAACACAAAAAACGCAAUAACUUUGUGAAGGAAAUAAUGAUUGGAUCAAAGUUUGGGAUCAAUUGCGGACAACUUCUGCACAGAUAUAGUUUGGGUGCGAAAUGCGGUCAAUGCUUGAGUUCAAUGUCAGUGAGAGAUGAGUGGAAAUCAUUGGCACAAAAGCAGAUGAAAGGCAAGAGUAGCGAUGGGUUGGUGUGGAAGACAAACGAUGGCAUUGAAGUGCUGCCCAUGUAUUUGGCCGACGAUGUGAACCAAGACAUCCACUCAGAGAUGGCGGGGAAGUAUCCGUUCACUCGCGGGCCGUACCCCACAAUGUAUGCGCAGAAGCCGUGGACUAUCAGACAAUACGCCGGAUUCAGUACUGUUGAGGAAAGCAAUAAGUUUUAUAAGGAGAACAUCAAAGCCGGACAACAGGGACUGUCCGUCGCUUUCGAUUUGGCCACUCAUCGCGGCUACGAUAGCGACGACAUCCGAGUCCAGGGAGACGUCGGUAUGGCUGGAGUAGCCAUCGAUUCCGUGGAGGACAUGAAGGGUCUCUUCGCUGACAUCGAUUUGAGCAAAAUGUCAGUUUCGAUGACAAUGAAUGGAGCGGUGAUUCCUGUGAUGGCCUUCUAUAUCGUGGCCGCCGAAGAGGCGGGCGUUGAACAGAAACAACUCUCGGGAACCAUUCAGAACGAUAUACUGAAAGAGUUUAUGGUUCGCAACACAUAUAUCUAUCCGCCGAACCAAUCCAUGCGAGUUAUUGGCGAUAUCUUUGCUUACGUUUCCAAACAUAUGCCCAAAUUCAACACUAUAUCCAUAUCGGGUUAUCACAUGCAAGAGGCCGGCGCUACGGCUGUCAUCGAACUGGCCUUCACUAUAGCCGACGGCAUUGAAUACUGUCGGACAGGCAUUAAAGCGGGUCUUACUAUCGAUGAGUUCGCGCCCCGACUGUCGUUCUUCUGGGGAAUAGGAAUGAACUUCUAUAUGGAAAUCGCCAAAAUGAGAGCCGCGCGACGAUUGUGGGCGCAUCUCAUCAAAAAGAACUUCAAUCCUAAAGACAUCAAGUCAUGUAUGUUAAGGACUCACUGCCAGACAUCGGGCUGGUCUCAGACAGAACAGGACCCGUACAACAACAUUGUGCGCACGACUGUCGAGGCGAUGGCCGCCGUCUUCGGUGGCACUCAAUCGCUUCAUACGAAUGCAUUUGACGAGGCGUUAGCUCUUCCGUCUCGAUUCAGCGCUAGAAUUGCUAGAAAUACUCAAAUCAUUAUUCAAGAAGAGACGGGUAUUCCCAAAGUGAUCGACCCGUGGGGCGGCUCUUAUAUGAUGGAAGCGCUCACCGAUGAGGUGUACAAAGAGGCCAUGAAGUUGAUCGACGAGGUCGAGGCCUUGGGAGGGAUGGCUAAGGCUGUGGCCGAAGGGAUGCCCAAACUGAAGAUCGAAGAAUGCGCGGCACAGAAACAGGCGGCCAUUGAUUCCGGCAAAGAAGUGAUUGUUGGCGUCAAUAAGUAUCGGCUCGAAAAGGAAGAUCCCGUCGAAGUUCUUGUGGUCGACAAUAAAGUGGUUCGCGAGACACAGAUUAACAAAAUUACUAAAAUGAAAGCCACACGUGAUUCAAAUCGAGCCAAUCAGGCGUUAGAAGAUCUAACAAAAGCCUCAGAAACCAAUGGAAAUGUAUUGGAGAAAGCGGUUGAAUGCGCCAGAAGUCGGUGUACUUUGGGUGAGAUAUCAAUGGCAAUGGAAAAGGCUUUCGGCAGAUAUGUGGCGGCCGACCGACUCGUUAGCGGCGCUUACUAUUCGGCUUACAGUCAAUUAGAAGAGUUAAAAGCUAUUCAACAAAAAAUCAAGGAAUUCGAAGAAUGCGAGGGAAGACGGCCUCGAAUUCUGGUGGCAAAGAUGGGUCAGGACGGACACGACAGGGGCGCCAAAGUGAUCGCCACCGGCUUCGCAGACGUCGGCUUUGAUGUCGAUUUGGGGCCUCUCUUUCAGACGCCCGAAGAGGUGGCCCAACAGGCUAUCGAUGCGGACGUUCACUGCGUUGGGGUUAGCAGUCAGGCCGCCGGACACCGAACUCUAGUUCCAAUGCUUUCGGAAGCGCUUCAAAAGUUGGGCCGACCGGAGAUAAAGAUAGUGGUGGGAGGGGUUAUACCUCCUCAGGACUACCAGUUUCUGUACGAUAAGGGCGCCGCUGCUAUUUUUGGACCCGGAACUCGUAUUCCUGUGGCUGCACUCCAUGUCCUCGAAGUUAUUCAAAAGGAUUUGAAUGAAAGACAGACUCAGAAAAUCUAAUCAUUUGCUGUGUUCACCAUUUAAACAAUUCAAUUGACAAUAUAUUUUGAAUACUUAGUUAGUUUUUAACGGGAAGUGAC